AAAAUAAAAGCAAGGAACUUGCUUUUUUUUUUUUUUUUUAUUGGAGAAUUGGAAUUGGAGGUGAGAAGACAGCCACCGGCCUACAUCCCGCAACACGCACGAAGUAACGUAAAUCCUGGGUAAAUGGGAACGUGGUCUUGCAAUGAAACGACGUCGUUUGCUUCAUCGGCGAAUCGCGAUGUUGCCGUCUUGCCUCCUUGAUCUUCCCCCAAACCAUCGCUAGCACCAGUGCACACCUUGCAUACUUUCUCCGUCCCUGCUCCUCUCUCUCGACCGCAGGAAUGAGACCUCAAAUCGUGUUGUUUGGAGAUUCAAUAACAGAACAAUCCUUCAGAUCAGGGGGAUGGGGAUCCGCCCUUGCUGAGACCUACUCUCGAAAGGCUGAUGUAGUUGUGCGUGGUUAUGGUGGGUACAACACUAGGUGGGCUCUGUUCUUGCUGCAUCACAUUUUCCCUAUGAGCUCCACAAAACCGCCUAUUGCUACCACAAUAUUCUUUGGGGCUAAUGAUGCUGCAUUGCUGGGAAGGACCAGUGAACGGCAACAUGUGCCUGUGGAAGAGUACAAGGAGAAUCUCAGAGCAAUUGUUCAUCAUCUGAAGGUAUGCUCUCCCAGCAUGCUGGUGGUGCUUAUAACUCCACCCCCAGUUGACGAAGAAGGUCGGAAAGAGUUUGCACUAUCUGUCUGUGGAGAAAAAGCAAUGAAACAUCCGGAAAGGACAAAUGAAGUGGCAGGAAUUUACGCAAAGCAGUGUGUUGAUUUAGCUAAAGAACUGGGUGUCUCUUCAAUCAAUUUAUGGUCCAAGAUGCAGGAAACAAAGGGCUGGCAGAAAAAGUUUUUAAGUGAUGGUUUGCACCUAACAGUAGAAGGCAAUGCAGUAGUUCAUCAAGAGGUUGUAAGAGUUUUCACUGAUGCUGGGCUUUCUGCCCCACACAUGCCAUAUGAUUUUCCUCACCAUUCAGAAAUUGAUGGGAAGAACCCUGAGAACGCUUUUCAGCAGCAAUGCUCGUAGUUUACAUUAUUUUAUACACCUCUCUCUUUCUCCUCACUGUUUUUUUCAUCAUUAUAGUAAUGAAGACCAUUCUUCUGGUGAUGAAGUCUUAAGAACUACCUCUUUACCAUUUUUUUCCUAAAAAAAAAAAUAAUAAUUUUCCAUACUAUUCCUGUUCUAGCAUGAGGAACCACCCUUGAGUUGUAAUAAAGGGAUGAGAAAUCUUCACAACUCCAAGAGAUUAGUGAUAGCACACUGUCAAACUGUGAUAGUACCCACAGCAAAUGACAAAUCUUGUGAUCAUGUCGAAUGAGAAAUCAUGGUUUUAAAA
Malania oleifera is the source of this 1320-nucleotide messenger RNA. Its product is annotated as GDSL esterase/lipase At5g62930. Gene Ontology annotation, molecular function: hydrolase activity, acting on ester bonds. Bases 282 to 1010 code for a protein of 242 amino acids. NCBI's taxonomy places the organism in Eukaryota, Viridiplantae, Streptophyta, Magnoliopsida, Santalales, Ximeniaceae. The record is from RefSeq and is a predicted model, not a curated record. The transcript is spliced from 6 exons.